GAAGAAAAAAAAUCAUAAUAUAAAGUUUUGAUCUCUUCAAAGCUUCAUCUCUGAAUCAGAAAAAAACAAUUUCGUUCUUCAGUGCUCGCGAAUCUUCGUCUUCAAAACAAUUUUACUCUUUGAUUGUGCAUCUCUCAAUCACAACAUUCCAUUGGUUCGUUUUGCUUCCAUAUCUGUGGUACUUUUGAACCGGUUGCCUUUGGGGUUCCGUAUCUGUGGUGUCUGUGUCGCGGGUUCACGGCGGUUGCUUCGGUGGUUAGCGCUUGCUUCGCGUUCAUAGCAGCUUUAAGUGUUCGCAGCUGCUUCGCAGGUAGAAAUUGAACGUGUGGUCGAACUGCUUAUGGAUUGGCACAUGGUGGCGUGAUGCCAUUUCAGUUUGUUUGCUUCCUCUUAUGAGCUAAGAUAUGGUGUGAAGCAAAUUUUCUGAGUUUGUUUUGGUUAAAUAGAGCAACAGAGAUUACAACUGCAGUAAAAUCGCCAUGGACCCAUCUAUCAUGAAGCUUCUAGAAGAUGACGAGGAUGAAACAAUGCAUUCAGGGGUGGAUGUGGAAGCCUUCCAGGCUGCUCUAAAUAGAGAUAUAGGAGGAGAUGUGUCUGCUUCUCAGUUUCCUGGUUCAGAUGCAGUGUUGUCUCAAGGAAGCAAUAAUACAUCAAGUCAAUCUUCAUCACAGUGGCCUACUUCUAACCAUGACAGCCAAAGUGAUGGUCAAAAUCAAGAGCCUAAAACUGCACAAGAGCAACAUCCAUCUGAGAUGGAGCCAAAGCAACAUGGGUCUCUUGGCGAACACCUUCAGCAUGUUGCUUCUCAGGAUGUAAAUAAUAUUCAUUUAUCACAGAAACAAUCUCAAGAUGACAGUCACCAAGCACCUGCUGUACAAGUUCCCCUCCACAAUUCUCAAACUAUUGGAAUUCAUAAUUCUGGAAAGGAUUCAGUGCUUAAUAAAGAAGUAGUAAAGAGUCAUAAUCCCAGCAGUGAAUCUCAGUAUGCAAAGUUGCAGCAGAUGAGUAAUCAACAGGCUACAGUCUCUGAGCAGCCAAGUAGCCAAGUAAAUCGUAGUAAUAAACAAGUACCAUUUGGCCUGUUGCUACCCAUCUUGCUUCCUCAACUUGCCAAAGACAGAGCCAUGCAACUUCAAACCUUGUUUACUAAAUUGAAGAAAGACGAAAUACAGAAAGACAGUUUUGUGCGGCUUAUGAAAGGUAUCGUGGGGGACCAGAUGCUUAGAUUAGCAUUAGCAAAGGUGCAAAUGCAACCUCAGGCAAGGCCCAAUCAAGCAUCUGCCGGGCAGCAGCUUCCUGUAAGGAUGCCAACUGUUAGUUCAGGUGCUAGACAAUUGAACGAUCCCCAUGCUUUAGCACAGAUGCAUCAAAGAAGUAUGAAUGUUGCCGUUGACCAAUCUCGCAUGAGUUCUUCAGCUGGCCAAACCAUAGAUAGCAAUGCUAGAAAAUCUCAGGAAUUUGAUGUUAAAAUAGAAUCUCAAGGAUUGCAACCAAACCAGUUGACGUCUUCCACUUCCAACUCUCCAGCUCAAGAAACAGAAAGAGCAUCAGUUCACAUACAAGGGCUCAAUAAGCAGCAGCAACAUCAUCUACAUUUUGCAUCAGCAUAUGGAAACAGUGGUGGUAACUAUAACCCUUAUUCUGGGACAACAAGCACUUCCACUUCGUCUAUCAAACCGCAAUCACAUGAUUCACACAUGAGUCAAAUUCCUCAUCAAGGUAUUGGUUCAAAUCACUUAGGUGGGUCAACACAUGGUUUGGGUGUAAUUGGUAUGCCAAAACUUGAACAGCAGAAUUCUUUCAAUGAUCCCAAGAGACUGCCAGGUGGAUCUGUGUCCUCUGCUGUAAACAAUGCAGCAUCUCAACAAACUUCAAAUGCUUGGCAACCAUCAACAAACAAAGAACAAAAUUUGGGCUUAAUGUCAUCUGUUUCUUAUGUCAAGAAGGAACCUGGUGACUUGUCUACUGAGCAGCAAAAUAGGCAUAAUUUGUCUAAAUUGCAUGGGUAUUCUUCUGUUAAUUCUGCUCAGCUUGAACAGAGUGGUGCCAGUCAAGGAGGUCUAAAAGACGAGUUUUCAAGAGGUCUUCCAGCAUCUACAAGCAUGCCACCUACAACAUCUACUGGCUUGCUACCACACAGUUCUGCUUCUGCUUCUGCCGUGACCCACCUAGAUUCCAGUGUCUUGCUAAGCUCUCAGAUUCCAUCAAAUGCUUCUGGAAUUGCUGCAAGGCCAUCUCUUAAAAAGUCUGCUGCUACCCAAAAGAAACCACUUGAAGCACUUGGUUCCUCACCUCCUCCUUCUAGUAAAAAACAAAAAACUUCUGGGGGAUAUGCUGAACAAAGCAUUGAACAACUUAAUGACGUCACUGCUGUUAGUGGAGUUGACCUCAGGGAAGAGGAAGAGCAGUUAUUUUCAGGGCCCAAAGAGGAUAGUCGAGUGUCAGAAGCAUCUCGAAAGGCUGUGCAAGAAGAAGAGGAGAGGCUGAUCUUGCAGAAAGCUCCAUUGCAAAAAAAAUUAAUUGACAUCAUGGCCAAAUGUGGCUUGAAGGGUAUGAGCAAUGAUGUGGAGAAAUGCUUGUCACUGAGUGUGGAGGAAAGGAUGCGCGGACUGAUAAGUAACCUGAUUAGAUUAUCAAAACAGAGGGUUGAUUUUGAGAAAACGAGACAUCGGACUGUUGUCACUUCAGAUGUUCGGCAGCAAAUCAUGACAAUAAAUAGGAAAGUAAGGGAAGAGUGGGAUAAAAAACAGGCGGAAGCAGAGAAGCUUCGGAAACUAAAUGAUGUUGACAGCAAUACUGGAGGUGAUGGUGACAAGGAUAAGGACGACGGCCGUGCUAAAUCAACAAAGGUGAACAAGGAAGAGGAUGACAAGAUGAGGACAAAUGCUGCAAAUGUUGCUGCUCGUGCUGCUUAUGGGGGAGAUGACAUGCUGUCGAAGUGGCAACUUAUGGCUGAGCAAGCCAAGCAGAAACGUGAAGGGGGAGUAGACGUGUCAUCUGGGUCUCAACCAGCUAAAGAUGUGAACCGCAAAUCUUCAUCAACAUCUGAAAGAAAUACAAAGGAUAACCAAGAAGGGGAGAAAAGAGGUUCAACCCCUUUUCUAGCAAGUUCAGUGGCCAGAAAACUCGGGAAGAGUCAUGCCAUGGCCCCUCAAACUAGGGUAGCUCGAAGCAUCUCUGUCAAGGAUGUGAUUGCAGUCCUGGAGAGGGAGCCCCAAAUGUCUAAAUCCCCACUCAUACAUCGCUUGUACGAGAAAAUUCAUUCUGAAACCCCAGUUGAACAAGGUUAAUCGAAGUGCCUAGGUGAUCUUGUGAUAGCAACAGCCUUGUUGAUACAGGGCCAAUUGUUGAACAGGUGGUUGGGUCAAGUGUUGAUAACAGAGAAGCCAAUUUUAUCUUCUAACAUCUUGUUUAUUUUAAUUUCUCACCGAGCUUAUUAUGCUAUUAUCAUCUUAUGCUUCCCUACGGAAACUGAAACGGUUCCAUCAAGUUAAAAUUUGCUGGUUUGACUUACACUUCAUACAACCCAGAUAGUUUACUUUUUGAAUUUAUAUUUUCUCCUGUAUCCAUGAUCUCCCCGUGAGGGAUUUACCUA
Vigna angularis (adzuki bean) is the source of this 3595-nucleotide messenger RNA. RefSeq names its product transcription initiation factor TFIID subunit 4b. Lineage: Eukaryota; Viridiplantae; Streptophyta; Magnoliopsida; Fabales; Fabaceae. Gene Ontology annotation, cellular component: transcription factor TFIID complex. Gene Ontology annotation, molecular function: RNA polymerase II general transcription initiation factor activity; protein heterodimerization activity; DNA binding. The record is from RefSeq and is a predicted model, not a curated record. The transcript is spliced from 16 exons. Gene Ontology annotation, biological process: transcription initiation at RNA polymerase II promoter. Bases 480 to 3290 code for a protein of 936 amino acids.